CUUUGAUUUAGCCUCAACUUUCUAGAGAUCUCUAAUACAUAACAUAACUCCACGGGGAUCAUUCUUACAUGGAUGAUGUUAUUGUUUUUGGCUUUUGUAGUUUACCUUAACUCAGAAUCAUCACGUUAUGUCUUUUACCAUUGCUCCAUGGUCCACUUGUCAUGUUCUUCUCUUUUACCACUUUGCUGCACAACAAUGCAUCAUGCUGAUGCUCUUAUCUUAUGAAAUUAUGGGAAAAAAAAAAGAGAUAAACAAAAAUCAAAAUCUUCUAAGUUCUAUUUAUAAAGUAUUGAAACGCCAACAUGUGACAAAUACAAGAAAGUGUUUGGUUUCAUUCUUUUAUUAGGUCCAAACACAACUUUAGAGACUAAUUAAAUUGUGGUUUAUGCUUAUAAAAACCUUUAGAUUUAUGAGCUUCUCUGAGGAAUAAUGGAACUUGCAAAAUAAUGGUGAAAAGGUAUUUGAUAUAAGUAGUACUUGAAAGAAGUCUAUAUAUAUUGUGGCAUGCAUUUUCCUCUGGGGUUGAGAGAUUCCUUGGGAAUAUUUUGGGAUUUGGAAUUCCAAAUUUCUCAUUAGGCUGGAAAAUAUAUAUUGUGGGUUUAACAACAAAGAUCAAAAGAAAGCAGCAAGUUCAGCUGUCCACUUCAAUGAAGACAACCUGUUUAAAGUAUGUUCCAGCUUUUCCUGUUACCUUUCUUAGCUGUUUAGUAUAUAUAGUCAACCAAGUUCCACUGUUGGAUUCUUGUGUUGCUACUUGCCAGUGCUACACUCUCUUACUCUUCUUAUCUUCAUUCAUUCAUACCCUUUUCAAGCAUUUUUUAUUGCUUUCUCUUUCCACUUCCUCGUGCUUGUAGAAAAAGCAAGAAGAGUCUAUCAUGAAGUUCAUAGGGUGAUGCUUGUUGACAAUGCGAUUGCUAUGGGGGAUAAAGUUGCCCAUACUCAUAUUCAUUCAACUUUUAUGUCUCAGCAAAUUAUAUGCUGAGGCUUUGUUCACUUUGAAAGGUUCACUUGGCAGAUCACAGCAAUUGGGAUGCAGCAUUGUGAAGUAUCCGUGUCGAAUGCAAUGGCCGUGUCGCCUUAACUGCUAUAAACUAAAAGAUCCAGGUGCUUUAUCACUGAUUCUCUGUGGAAUAGCAGCAAAGGUGGAUGGAAACAAUGACAUUCCAACACUUACACCUGUUCAAGAAGCUCAAGUUAACAGGCAGGGUGAAAGAAGGGCUGCUGCCGCCACAGUUGGUGGCGUUGCUGCCGCCUUAUUGGUGAUUAUCAUUGUGGUAAUUGUGUAUAUCUGCUUGAUGCGUCUUAAAAGAAUCAUGAGGCAAACAUCUGAGAGUGCUUCUUCUAUGCCAUCUCCCACAGUUGAGAUGGGAAGAAGCAACAACUCUCUGCAAGUAAACGAAUUGUGUCCAUAUUAUGCACACAAUGCAAGGCAGUUAACAAUUUUAGAACUAGAACAAGCUACAAGAUGUUUCAAUCAAAGUAAUAUUGUAGGUGAAGAUAGAUUUGGUUUGGUUUACCAGGGCUUGCUUCAAGAUGGAUCUAUUGUGGCUAUAAAGAGGAGAAUGUCUUCUCUAACGACGAAUUUCAUCGGCGAGGUGAGGAAGAUAUCAUGCAUUCAUCAUAUGAAUCUUGUGAAGCUUAUAGGCUACUAUGAAGAUGGCUAUCAACAAUUACUAGUGUAUGAACAUCUCCCUAAUGGCCAUGUAGGGAAUCACCUAUAUGAUAGUGAAGGUUUGCCUAUUGGAAAGUUAGACUUGUGGAGGAGGUUAUCCAUUGCUUUAGGAGCAUCCAAAGGACUGGAACAUCUUCACAGUUUGGAUCCUCCUUUGGUUCACACCAAUUUCAGAACUCAAAAUGUUUUUUUGGAUGGAAGUUACACUGCCAAGGUUUCGGAUUACGGAUUCGGCACAUUGCAAAGAGAAGUUGAUCAGGCUGCAGCCUCAUCUUCAUGCAUAGAUUGCUUUCUUGACCCAGAGUUGAGUUCACCAGAAAACUAUACACAGCAGAGUGAUGUAUACAGCUUUGGAGUCUUCUUACUGGAGUUGAUUAGUGGUUGUGAAGUUUAUAACAGAAACAUGUCAACCUUAGAAGAAAACCUAGUAUUCCAGGCAAAGGCAAAGGCAAAGGAUAGUGAUGGGUUGGAGAAGUUGGUUGAUGUAACAUUAGGAGAGCAUGAAAAAGAUGGUGCAAGGAGAAUGGUGAGGUUGGCAUUAUUAUGCAUAAGCAAGAGUUAUAGAAGGCCAUCAAUGGGGCAAAUAGUGCAAGAGCUAGAGCGGAUUCAAAGAGAGAUUGCUCCUUUUUAUUCACAAGUCAAUGAGGACAUUGGUGUCGUCACUCUUGGGAGUGAACUUUUCCAAUAAGCCUAUGCAUUUGGUUACUGUUAUGGCAUAGCGUUCCUAAAAGGAAAAUUCAUUUGUAAUUACAUUCUUCAAAGUAAAUAAAAUAUUGAAAUUAGUGGAACUAUAUAUUGGA
Messenger RNA from Arachis ipaensis, 2472 nucleotides. NCBI's taxonomy places the organism in Eukaryota, Viridiplantae, Streptophyta, Magnoliopsida, Fabales, Fabaceae. The record is from RefSeq and is a predicted model, not a curated record.